AUGAGCUCUGGCGUCUCCAAGAAGCGAGGCCGAAGACAAGCGGCGAACGGAGCGACGACAAACGGCAACAGCGAAAGGAGCGCCGGCUCCGGCGCCAACAGUAAUAAUCGCAGGAGUAGACAGCACCAACAGCAGCCUCCCAGCGGACGGCAAGACACACGACCUUCUGGCGAUGCACAAGCAGCCAAGGCCGCCGCGACAGACCGCCAGCCCGACACUGCCACGACCAGCGCGAUGCCGGGCCGGACGACGACGCGCAGCGGCAGCGGCCACCUCUCGAGCGACUCCUCCCUAGGUGACUCCUCCCUCGAAACAAUCACCUCGUGCCCUUCACCCUCGACCUCGAUUCUCGGCCUAACGACGAACUUCGACGGCGUCGAGUUCGACCCUUUCUCCCUCGCGGGUGUCGACUUUGAGAGCGGCGACAUGGCGGCCUUUGACCUGGCAGUGGGGAACAACAACAGCAACGGGGACGAGCUGCACGCCAUCUACAGCAAUGGCAGCGGUGGCGGGAUCUCGCCGCUAUCGCACCCGAAUAACAAUAUCUCUUCCUACAGCCCCAUCAUGCGCAACUUCAUGAUGGCGAACAGCAAGGCCGCGAAGGGUCCGCCGCCGCCUCCGCCACCCCCAGCCUUGCUCACAAUCCCGCACGGCAUGAACCACUCCGCCGGCCCAGACUUUAUGGACAUCGAGUCCCCACCGUCAUGCUCCUCUCAAGAACGUCACCACACCGCCGUUGUCCCGGCGGCACAGCAGCAGCAACAACAACAACAGUGUUCGCAGUCCACUGCCCCCGCCUCGUCCGCCGGGUCCUCGUCAGGCGACGGCGGCAGCAGCAGCUGUCAGUGCGUCGGCUCGCUGGCCCGCGCUCUCGAGAACAUCGGCGGGCUGGCGACUUGCCCGCACGGGCGCGAGAUCGACACGCUGCUGACGUGCCUCGGCAUCGGCAUGGAGACGUGCCGCAGCGUGCUCGCCUGCUCGCGGUGCACGACCUACCGCGACAGCUCGAUGCUCGUCGCGACCGUGACGCGGCAGCUCAGCAGCAUCCUCAGCGACGCGUGCCGGUACCUGAGCGAGCGCGGCGCCGACUCCAUCUCGUCGUCGUCCGCAUCGUCCGGCGGCAGUGGUGGCGAUAAGUUGCAGCAGCUGGCGGUGGUGGCCGAGCCGUCCGAGGGGCUGGUCAUCUCGGUGGGGAGGUACCGCAUCGAUAACACGAGGAUACGGCUCAAGAUCGUGCAGAACCUGGUGAUCCUGCACAUCAAGGAGCUGCGGGCGCUAGUGAACCAGAUUAAGGAGCGGGGCGGGCAGAAGAUGGUGGCAUCGACGAUGAUGCUCGAUGCGGAGGAGCAGGUGCAUAAGGCGUGGAUGAUGCAGUGUCUCAUGGGAGACUAA
Molecule: messenger RNA, 1392 nt
Organism: Thyridium curvatum
Lineage: Eukaryota; Fungi; Ascomycota; Sordariomycetes; Thyridiales; Thyridiaceae
Exons: 1
Coding region: 1-1392 (463 amino acids)
Source: RefSeq, a predicted model, not a curated record